Alternaria arborescens is the source of this 1005-nucleotide messenger RNA. RefSeq lists its product as hypothetical. Lineage: Eukaryota; Fungi; Ascomycota; Dothideomycetes; Pleosporales; Pleosporaceae. The coding region runs from base 1 to 1005 and encodes 334 amino acids. Gene Ontology annotation, biological process: signal transduction; inositol metabolic process; phosphatidylinositol phosphate biosynthetic process. Gene Ontology annotation, molecular function: inositol monophosphate 1-phosphatase activity. The transcript has 2 exons. The record is from RefSeq and is a predicted model, not a curated record.
AUGACGGACAUUUCAAGAGAAGAACUCGAUGAGAUCUACGCGUUUGCUGUCCAGUUGGGGCGGAAGGCGGGUAAGAUGCUCAUGGAUGCCGCGCAAUUGAGAAUCGAUGGUGGGAAUGCGUCAGGCGAAGAGAAGGAACAUGUUCAGAAAGAGAAUGCUGUCGAUUUGGUUACGGAGACGGACGAGGAUGUUGAGGCAUUUAUCAAGAAGGCAAUAGCUGAGAAGUACCCCAAGCACACGUUUGUCGGCGAAGAAUCGUAUAGCAAAGGCUCCUCCCGCGACUACCUAAUCGACGCCUCACCUACGUGGUGUGUCGACCCUCUCGACGGAACAGUAAACUAUAUCCAUCUGUUCCCCAUGUUCUGCGUGAGCAUCGCCUUCAUACACAAAUCCAAACCGCUCAUUGGCGUCAUAUACGCGCCCUUCACGAACCAAUUCUUCUCGUCCUGCGCUGGUCGUGGCGCCUUCUACAACGAAACUCAACGUCUCCCGCUGGUGCGCAACCCCAUACCACCCAUGCCGGCAAAGGCGCCUAGUGGUUGUAUCUUCUCAUGUGAGUGGGGCAAGGAUAGAAGAGAUACGCCAGACGGCAAUAUGCAUCGCAAGAUUGAGAGUUUUGUCAAUAUGGCGGCUGAGAUUGGAGGAAGACAGGGGAGAGGAGGCAUGGUUCAUGGAGUUAGAAGUCUGGGAAGUGCAACACUAGAUUUGGCAUAUGUUGCUAUGGGAGCGUUUGAUAUCUGGUGGGAAGGAGGGUGUUGGGAAUGGGAUGUUGCGGCUGGCAUUGCUAUCUUACACGAAGCUGGAGGACUGGUCACAACGGCGAACCCCCCGGAGGAUGAGGCCAAUGCGCCUAUUGAAGAAGUGAAGCUAGGGAGUCGGUUGUAUUUGGCCAUCAGGCCCGCUGGACCAUCGCCGACGGAAACAGGGCGACAGAGUCAAGAAAGGACAGUACGUGAGGUAUGGCGGCGGGUCCGUAAUCUCGACUAUUCGCGACCUGGAGCGUAA